Messenger RNA from Micropterus salmoides (largemouth bass), 949 nucleotides. RefSeq lists its product as uncharacterized. The transcript is spliced from 6 exons. The record is from RefSeq and is a predicted model, not a curated record. The coding region runs from base 18 to 650 and encodes 210 amino acids. Lineage: Eukaryota; Metazoa; Chordata; Actinopteri; Centrarchiformes; Centrarchidae.
UAGUGGAACAGACCGAGAUGAGCAUCUUGAUGUCAUUCCAGAAGCCACAGAAAUUCAGGGCCUUGAACAAAGAACCACAGAAUGUCCUUUGUGAAGAUGACAUCAUAGGUGUCAGAGCCUCCAUAGUGUACGAGAACUGCUUAAGACAACUGGCUACAUUUCUGAUCCUGCCUGUGGAUAAAUGCACUGGCCUUCUGAGGACUGGUGCGCCGUGCAACUGUGUUGCACCCUUUGAGAUCAACAUCACCACCAAGGGCACAGCAGCUACUAUCGAAUGGAUCUGCCCUAAUGGAGACAGCUUGUGGAGGUGGAAUUCCCAGCCUGUGAUGAAGUUUGGGAUGCAAGCUGGAGAUUUUCUCUUGUACACCAACAUUUUGUUGUCUGGCAACAACUACGCAAAGGUUGCCCUCUUGUUCAAAUUCAUGAACAUGGGGAUGGUGAACAGGAACACUUUCUUCUCCAUUCAGGACAGUUACUGCGUCAAUACAAUAAAGGACUUCUGGGAAGAGAGAAGGACAGAGGUUCUUUGUCGCCUUCAAGGGAAAGAUGUUGUUGUCCUAGAAAUGACUCUCCUGGUCAAUGUGCACAAUACUGCAGCUACACCACCAUGGAGAAUGACACCAAGGAGAUCAUUCAUGUUGCCACCAUAGACAAGUGGCAAACAUCAUGGAACUCUGUCGUCUUGGAGAAGGAGGAUUUCAUCCAGACUGGACAAGCUUACAUCAGAGAUAAAGCUAGUGGAGAUCUGCACAGAUGCUCAUGCCCAGAUUGGUGCCCUUAUGAACCCAGACAAAGGCAAAUACAAGGCCCUUGGAAUUCAUCACUGUCUGGACAUAGGGCAUGGUGCAAAGAACCUUGCCAAAAAAAUUGCAGCAGUAAGCGUAAUAACUGGCUAAUGUUGUGAAACAAUUAUUAACCAUAAAGUUACUAUUCUGUACAUCAGGGUUAU